Molecule: messenger RNA, 1605 nt
Organism: Monopterus albus (swamp eel)
Lineage: Eukaryota; Metazoa; Chordata; Actinopteri; Synbranchiformes; Synbranchidae
Gene: foxq1b
Product: forkhead box Q1b
Exons: 1
Coding region: 134-1021 (295 amino acids)
Biological process (GO): anatomical structure morphogenesis; cell differentiation; regulation of transcription by RNA polymerase II
Molecular function (GO): RNA polymerase II cis-regulatory region sequence-specific DNA binding; DNA-binding transcription factor activity, RNA polymerase II-specific
Source: RefSeq, a predicted model, not a curated record
AGACUGAGGUUCACGGUGCCUCCUCACAAACACACAGACAUUUCUGCUGUCAGGGCUGCUACACCUGCUCUGCUGAGGCAAGACUAACAGAGGAGACACCUGUGUGGGAAGAUCAUCCUUCUUUUUUGGGAGAAUGAAACUUGAAGUCUUCUCUGCGCACCAUUUCGUGCAGAAGCCGCUGGAGCUGUGCAUGGACACAGAUGGAGGAGUCCCAUCUCCUUUGUCCGGGGACGAGCUGGGAUCGGACGGGGACUGCGUGGCCAAUAGCCCGGCACCUGUCACCCAGGGCAGCGACGGCAGCAAGGGGAAACCCUACACCCGCAGACCCAAACCCCCCUACUCUUACAUCGCCCUCAUCGCCAUGGCCAUCCGGGAGUCCAGCAGCGGCCGCCUCACUCUGGCAGAAAUCAACGACUACCUGAUGAAGAAGUUUCCAUUUUUCCGUGGCAGUUACACCGGCUGGAGGAACUCGGUGCGCCACAACCUGUCACUCAACGACUGCUUCCUCAAAGUGCUGCGGGACCCGUCCAGGCCCUGGGGCAAGGACAACUACUGGAUGCUCAACCCGAACAGCGAGUACACCUUCGCUGACGGGGUGUUCCGUCGCAGGAGGAAGCGCAUCACCAAGGGGCCCCCCAAGGAGCAGGAGAGCCCGGACCUGCUCAGCGAGGACACUCGUCUUCCCGCUCCGGAGGAGAAGUUGGGGGCCAAGUUCUCCAGCUCCUUUGCCAUUGACAGCAUCCUCAGCACACCCUUCAAACGGAGGGAGGACAGCCAUGUUGAUGCAGACAUCUACGCCCCCCGGCUCUACUGGCCUGCAGGCCCCCAAAUAUUUCCAUAUACUCUGAACUAUCCGGCACAACACACGUACCUGUCAAAGGCGGCGUACAGCAGCACAGAGCCCAGCAGGGAUGCACUCAGAUACCUCCAGCACACAGCCCCGGGCAUGGUCGCACCGGGGGUCACUUUCAAGGUGCCCAGCAAGGCGCGAAGUUUCCACAUAGACUCUCUGCUGUCAUGAAACACCCGGACUGACGUCAGACUUGUAUGUUUUGACCCAUGAUGAGCACUUUUGCGGGGGCUUUUAGCUUUCAGUGCUUUAGCUGUUUAACUGUUUGGGACUCUGUCUCAUCAUGGCCACUGCGAGUGAUUCUGCAGUGAAACAACAACAAACAAACAAGCACGGCGUGUUCUCAAUAUAGCCCUUACUGCGUGAUGUCAAAGCAAAAAUCUGCUGUCAUCGCAGGACAUUCCACAAUGUGUUUGUGUCUGUGUGUGUGUGUGUGUGUGUGUGAGAGAGAGAGAGAGAGAGAGAGAGAGAGAGAGCGAGAGAGAGAGAGUGCGUGUUAGGGAUGUUUAGAGACUGUUUGUAUUCAUGGAUCACUGGUCAUUUCUACUGUAAGACGGCAAGCGCCAUGUAGAAACAUUAAUCUAUUUAUAUUUCCAUGUUUGUAUGAUCUGCUGUAUAACAUAUUGUUGUAUAUAUGUGAAAAUAGUGACUGAGCUGCGAUGAGAAUCACGUGGCUGCACUAGAAACGCUUGGAGAAAUAUGUUUUCCAAAGAUUGAGUCCUGCAUGCCUGGUAUUUUUAUGAAUAAAAACGUGA